AUGAAAGCAAAAAUUGUGAAAAUCAAAAGUUCUAUACAUCAAAAGCCAUUGGCAUCAACUCCAAGUAUAAACUUAGUACUUAUUAACAAAUUAAGAAUUUUAGACCAAGAGCGUAAAAACUUGGGGCAACUUCUUAUCGCUGCUAUUCAAGAAAAUAAACAAAUUAAAAUUAGCUAUCAAUUGGAGACUAUGGCAAAAACCCGAUUAACACAACACAUAGAAGAUUCUCAUAGACAAAUUAAGGAAAAUAGAUCGAGAUAUAUUAGUUUCCAACAACUGUAUCUCAUAGCGCACCAAGAAAAUAUAUUUUUAAAAUCACGUCUGAAAAGACUUACGAAAGAAAAAGAAGACGCUGAAAGAAAUCUUAUUGAAUUAGUAAAUCAAGUUUGCCUUUCGAAGAAUAAUAAUCUUAAGAACUUUUGUAGUCGUUUUAUAGUAAACACUCACAGUAAUUUGCUUAAUUGCAAUGUACGACAUGAAAUUAAUAGAUUCUUGAAAAAAUGUAAUGUAGAAGAGCAAAAUGUUUUUGAAAACACUUGUAGGAAGGAUGAUUUAAAUGAUCAACCUCCUAAUCCUUUAGAAAUAUCAGAUUUUUUUGAUGAUGAACGUCUUAUUUCUUUAGUAAAAGAUGCUCCUAAACUUAGAGGUCUUCCUGGUGAAUAUGUUUGGACUGUUAAAGAUAAAAACGGUAUUAUUGAAAAGCUUUAUGAAUACGAUACUGGUUUUGAUAAUGGUGAUACGAUAAGAAGAAUAAGAAAGUAUUCCGUAUAUUGUGACAAAGAAUGUUUAUUGGACUUUUCUAAGUACGAUCAGAUAAACAUGACCCAGAACCUGUCAGAAAUAGAUUUAAGCUCUAUAUCAUGGAAACAUAUUAAAAAUAAUAGUCUUGAUCUUGAAUAUGCAGUUGCAAUUCCUAGAGCUAUUGCGAAUAUUGUGCUGAAAGAGCUAGAAGAAUCUUUAAAUUAUUUUACAGGAGAUUUAGCAAAAAUAAAGGUAUUUGGUAAAGUGUAUCCACUACCUCGCCAGCAAGUAGCAUAUGGGGACCCUGGGAUCACGUACAAAUAUUCUGGGAUAACUGUUCCUGCCUUGCCGUGGCCAUCACCCGUGUUAGAGCUACGAAAUUUUUUGUUUAAAUUAAAGGGCAUUAAAUAUGAUUUCGUUUUAGUGAAUAAAUGUAAUUUUAGAUACAGGAAUGGAAAUGACCAUAUGGGAGAGCACAGAGAUAAUGAACCUGAGUUGGAUCCAAAUUUUCCAAUAGCUUCAAUUUCACUCGGGGAAGAGAGACCAUUCGUGCUAAAACAUAAAGAUGCUAGAAAACCAGGGCCAAAGAAAAAGGACAUACCAAAAGGUAAUUAU
Molecule: messenger RNA, 1356 nt
Organism: Brenthis ino (lesser marbled fritillary)
Lineage: Eukaryota; Metazoa; Arthropoda; Insecta; Lepidoptera; Nymphalidae
Source: the annotation of a GenBank genome assembly